AUGCCCGCCCGCAAGAGCAACGCCUCCGCGGCCGCCGACGAAGAUACCGGCCUCAGCGUCGAGGACCUCAAUCUCCCCAAGACCAUGGUCAACCGCUUGGCCAAAGGCGCGCUUCCCCCGAACUUCAACGUCCAGAGUGUCGCCCAAUCGGCCAUCUCCAAGAGCGCUACCGUCUUCGUGAACUACCUUACCGCCCAGACCGUUCCGCUGACCACCGUGAACCUCCACAGUGCCAGCGACAUCGCCGCGCGCCAGAACAAGAAGACGAUCCAGCCCAAGGACGUGCUAGACGCGCUCAAGGAGCUCGAGUUCGACAUGUUCAUCGACCGCACCAACAACGAGCUGAACAGUAUGUCCCCCCUCCUGCUCUACACCCCAUCCGCCUUGAAACUAACCACUAACCCUCCUCCCUCCUCCCUCCCAACAGAAUACCAAGAAAUCCAAUGCACCAAACGCAACACCUACCGCCGCCGCGUCAAAGACGAAAAGCGCGCCGCCGAAGCGCAGGCCACGACCAACGGCGACGACGCCGACGUCAGCACCAGCACUCCCCUCGGCGGCGCUCCCGCCGCCGCUCUUGGUGUUGGUGCCGCCGGCGCAGCCGCUCUCACAGCCACCGCGCUCGCCACGGCCAACGGCGGCAGCGCCAGCAAUGCGCACCUCGACGAGAACGGCGAGCCGGCGGCGAAGAAGGCGCGCGUGGACGAGAGCGGGGACCACGACAUGAUGGAGGACGACGAGGGCGAGGACGAGGAAGAUGAGGAGGAAGAGGAGCAGGAGGAGGAAGAGGAAGAAGAGGAGGAGGAUGAGGAGGAAGGAGACGAAGACGAGGAGGGGAAGGGGGAUGAGGAGGAUUUGCUGGAGGAGAAGGCGGCGAGAGAGGAUGAGGACGAGGCGUUGGAUGGGGAGGAGAGCGACUGA
Molecule: messenger RNA, 921 nt
Organism: Lasiodiplodia theobromae
Lineage: Eukaryota; Fungi; Ascomycota; Dothideomycetes; Botryosphaeriales; Botryosphaeriaceae
Product: CBF/NF-y family transcription factor protein
Exons: 3
Coding region: 1-921 (306 amino acids)
Biological process (GO): DNA damage response; leading strand elongation; heterochromatin formation
Cellular component (GO): epsilon DNA polymerase complex; CHRAC
Molecular function (GO): chromatin DNA binding; protein heterodimerization activity
Source: RefSeq, a predicted model, not a curated record